Messenger RNA from Anthonomus grandis grandis, 2652 nucleotides. RefSeq lists its product as uncharacterized. The record is from RefSeq and is a predicted model, not a curated record. The transcript has 3 exons. The coding region runs from base 1140 to 2147 and encodes 335 amino acids. NCBI's taxonomy places the organism in Eukaryota, Metazoa, Arthropoda, Insecta, Coleoptera, Curculionidae.
GUUAUAUUACCGAACCUCACAUAAAAAUAAAAAUAUUUUAACCUUCAUAAUACAAACAAACCAAACCUCGUAAAUUUUAUUGUCCAAAAAUAACAAUCCAAACCUCAUAUAUGGACAUUCGCGUGCUAGAGGCGGUUUUCGCGCGCUUUAAAACGAUAUUCUAAGACCUCGUAUGUCCGUUUGUUUACAUUUAAAAAAUACGUUUAUAAUUGCGUUGUUCUUAGUAGUCUCAGUUUUUACGUGCUAAACUUUAAAAUAAAUUGUGCUAACAUGUCUGGAAGAGGAUUAAGAAUGUUAGCACUCAUUCGAAAUAAUCAAUAAAGUGAAAUUCCUGAAGUGGACAGGGUAUUACCUCCAGAACAUUCAAUGCCUGAAUCUAACCUUCAAACAGGCCAAAUACCAAAAGCAUCAGAACCUAUUAGUCAAAUCGAAUCUGAAGAAAUCACGAAAUUGUUCUAACAUAAUGUACACCCAAUACCUUACUGGAUAUAACUGACUCUCAGAUAAGUGCAACAAAAACUAAUAUAAUAAUUGAAUGUCCUGAAGAUAUUGCUCAUGAGCUUGGCAUCACAGUCGAUGAUGGCGAACCAAAAUCAAACCAAGCAGAGCCUUCCACCUCAACUGGGAAAAAUACUCAGCAUUUCGAUAAUAUCCUUAAAGAUUCUGAUAGUUUUUGUGUUCAAAAUCAGCAUGCAAAUAAUAAUUCUCAUGAUGAAAAUUCUUCACACUCUAAUGAGAGUUAUGAAUCUGACAUGCCUUAUGAGCCAUCCAGUGAUAAAAAUGGCUCAAGCACUGACGCCGAAGUUUUCAUAAAUGACGAAAACAGACAAGAAGCUGCAAAUCUUGCAAUUCCCAAAGAAAAGCAAAAGCGAAAGCGUUUAAAGAACGCUCGGUCGGUCAAAGUGGGUCAAAGUGACUGCUCAUUAUGGCAAAAAAAUAUAAAUAUUGCUAAAAGAAGAAAAUGAGAAGAGUACCAAGAUAGGCAGUUAAGUGAAGGGAAAACGAUUCCAGUAUUAAAGAAAAAAAGACAACUUGGUGAAGCUUGUUCUCGCGCGUCGUGUUUCAAGACUCAAAAUAGAAACUGUAAUCAGUUUACUCACGAGGAUCGUUUAAAAAUAUUUAAUAACUUUUGGGACAACAUGGAUUGGGGCCAAAAAAAAGUAUUUGUUUCAGGACUAAUAGAUGUUUGUCCACCAAAAUCAAGAAAAAAUUAUCAGCAAAAAAAAUCUGUUACUUUAGUUUAUCACUUAAAAAAAGAUAACCAAAGGUUAAGCGUAUGCAAACAAAUGUUUUUAAAUACAUUGGGCAUCGGAGAAUGGACUGCUAGAGAAUGGGCUUUAAAAGGACACCAUAAGUCUUCUCUUAACAUAGAAAAAUUGAAAGUUCAGCUAAAACCCAAACGAAAUAAACAUUUGGAAUCAUUUCUAAAUGUUCUGCCGGAAAUGCCUUCGCAUUACUGCAUGUCCCAAUCUAGCAAGUUAUAUUUAGAGUCGAUCUUUAAAUCCAAACAAGAAGUUUAUGACGUAUACGUCGAAAACUGCGCUGAAGCCAAAGUAAAGCCAUUAUCUCUUACUCAAUUUAAAAAAAAAAUUACACAAAUGAACAUUGGGUUAUUUCAACCUAAAAAAGAUCAAUGCGAUCUGUGUUGCUUGCACGAAGUAAAUAACCUAAGUGAGGAAAAAUGGCUGGAACAUCAACAAAGAAAGGAAGAUGCAAGAAAAGAAAUGCAAGAAGACACUAAUAAAGCUAAAUUAGAUAAAAGCACACUGGUGAUCACAACGGACUUACAGGCGGUUCUUUUGUGUCCACUUUUGAAAGCCUCAGCCAUAUACUACAAAAAAAAACUAAUAUUUCACAACUUUACAUUGUUUAAUAAUGUUACACACGCAGUUACCUGUUACGUCUGGCAUGAGGGCAAGGGAAAUGUUACAGCUAAUGAGUUUUCCUCGUGCAUUGAAGACUAUAUUGAGAAAAAUCAUUAUGAACAAUUAAAAGAAAUAAUUCUAUGGAGUGAUGGUUGCACAUAUCAAAAUUGGAACCCUAUUUUAUCAAACGCACUUCUGCAAUGUUCAGCACUAAAAAAUGUGAGUAUUAUACAAGAUUUUAGAGAAAGGCCAUACCAAAAUGAGUUGCGAUUCUGUUCAUAGCGUAAUAGAACGCAAAAUUAAGAAUAGAAUUAUCAGUGUUCCUGCUGAUUACGUGAAUAUAAUUGAAACGGCACGAAAACAUCCUACGCCUUACAAUGUGAUUUAUUUAGAACACACAUUUUUUAAAGCAUAUUCUAAUUUAAAAUAUUAUAGUUCUAUUCGUCCCGGAAAAAAGGCAGGUGAUCCAGUUGUUACAGACAUAAGAGCCUUGCAGUAUAAUGGAUCAAACCUUACUAUUGAAUACAAAUUGAAAAUGACAGAUAUUUGGCAGCCUAUACCUCAAAGACCAGGGAAAUUUUUAACUAGAAAGCCUGCGGAUUUAUAUACCACUGCUCCUGGAAUUCAAAAGGACAAGUAUGACCACUUGCAAGAGCUAACCAAAGUUCUUAAAGCAGACUACCAUCUGUUUUACAAAAAUUUAAAUUAUUAUUAAUUUAUAAAUAUUAUAAGUUUUUGUUAAAUAUUUCACAAAGUUUGUAAGUUUCAAAAUAAAAUGCCCUGAUUA